AAAGAAAAGUGAGUGCAGAGGAAAUAGUCAAAAAUACUUGCAACGAGAUAAACGGAACUUGUGAAGGUUGAUGCCUUUGUGGCAGAGUUUUUUCAUUCAGCAUAAGUAAAAAUGUAAAACGCGAGAUUCGUGGGAGUAAAAUCGCAAUAGACAAAGCCGAAGCAAUUUGCAGUUAUUCAACGGAGCAGCGACCAUGACAUCUAUUUUGGAUAUGAAACCCGGUCCGCCUGACUACUGGGCGGACAUUUGCAACUUCUUUCUGCCGUUGAAGUACUUCAUCACGAACGAACGCUUCGAUGCGUUGAUGCAGCAUGUGGACUUGAAUUACUUGCUGAAUGCAAUGUUCUGGAUAUUUCUAUUCUUCGCUGGAGGCUUUAUUGGAUUCUAUAAAAUAUUCGAGGUUUUCCUAAAAACGUCUAACAUAAAAUUCUACAAACGCAAACAAUUCGCCCGCUCCGUUUGGAAUAUUUCUUUCUAUGCUGCUUGUACGCUUUUUCUAUAUUUCUAUAAUGAGUUUAUGUUGCUGCCACAACUUUCUAAAAAUCAAGGACGCUAUUCAUUGUUUUAUUCAUCGGAGAAUAUGAUUUUUUACAAAUCGCAGCAAUGCGAAAAAUUCCAAUUCUAUUCGCUAUUUAUUAUCACAUUUUAUCUGCACAACGCCAUAUUGGACUUUAAAGAAUCCGAUUAUCUAGAGGCUUGCUCUAAGACGCUCUACUUACUAGCACUGGUGGCCAUUGAUGUGUACAAAUAUGAGAACUACUUUGUUGGUCUGAAUCUCAGCUUAGGCGUCUAUAAUAUAUUAACCGAGACUCUCUUUCUACUAGCUUUAAUCAAUUCGAAUGGCAGCCGUUUGUUAUUUCAAGUGUUCUUGGGUCUACGUAUUGCCUCAUGGUCGCACGUAUUCAUCAGCCUGCUACCAUUCAAAUACUUAGUUCCUACGUUAUUUGCCAAAAAUUUUAAAAUAAUGCUAAAUGUAACCAUUUGGCUGUGGUACGGCCUCUCUAUAUGGAAUUCACCGGUGCUGCAGUAUUUUUAUCAUCAAAUUUAUCAUUCAUCGCCUGUGGAUUGUUCGGGUGAAGGAUCAGCGGCAAAAUGUAUUUUGCUGAAAGACUCGAGCGAGCAUCGUCAUUUUAAAACACUCAAAAAAGCCUAUAUGGAAGUAAAACUGGCUCAAGAAAAACUGAAAAUUAGCACACUGGCUAAUUCAUCGGGUUCAGAGAGCUCCUGUACCUCAGCCAAGGCCUUUCAAGCUAUAAAAUGCAUAAUGACGUUAAAGCGAAAAUUGAAACGUAUACGCGAAGGACGUGGUUCGGAGAUGGAGAUGGAGAAUGACACCGAAGAUAUGACUAAUGAAUAGAUGCGAAACUACAUACUUUUUGAGUUGAUGUGUUGCUUGUCGUGCAAUCUUGAAACUAUAUUACAUUAUAUGUUUGACAUAUCGAUUUUGCUUAACGCAAGCAGACAUUUAUAUUCUGCUUUUUUCAUCCUCUCAAUACCUUACGCUCUCUAUUUUUUGCACUUACCUUCACACUAGUCCACUAAUUUCUUCAUUUUGUACCCUUCUAAUAUUUAUUUGAAAACUUUGGAAAGCACUCAAUUGCUACUUUUACGAUUUUUAAAUAACAUUUGAAAAGACAUUUUUUGCGAUUUGUGAUGUGAGGCAAUCGCGCUUGCUAGUUUUACCGCUCUUUAUGUUUACUUACUGACAUUUUACAAUUUUUGUAGUUAUUAUAAAAUGUUAAACCUUUAAUGAAGACACACACAAACAUAUAUAUAUUUAUAUAUAUACAUAAACGAUUAAAAAAAUGUUUGGCUGUUGCAUAU
Anastrepha ludens (Mexican fruit fly) is the source of this 1824-nucleotide messenger RNA. RefSeq lists its product as uncharacterized. The transcript is spliced from 6 exons. NCBI's taxonomy places the organism in Eukaryota, Metazoa, Arthropoda, Insecta, Diptera, Tephritidae. The record is from RefSeq and is a predicted model, not a curated record. The coding region runs from base 194 to 1357 and encodes 387 amino acids.